Molecule: messenger RNA, 2506 nt
Organism: Haliaeetus leucocephalus (bald eagle)
Lineage: Eukaryota; Metazoa; Chordata; Aves; Accipitriformes; Accipitridae
Gene: SGSM3
Product: small G protein signaling modulator 3
Exons: 23
Coding region: 202-2463 (753 amino acids)
Molecular function (GO): protein binding
Source: RefSeq, a predicted model, not a curated record
GGCGUGUGGGGGCCGCCGGGUCGGGGUCGGGCGCCCGCCCGCCCUGUGGGGAACGGGGACGGCGCUGAGGAGAGCAGGCCGCGGCUGUGGGAUCCGGGACAGCUGGUGUCUCUUCACAGAGCUGGAUAGUGACCUCUCACCUCUGAGAAGAGCAUUUCUGCACCUGCUGACAGCCUCUGCUACUCAGCCUUACCUAGCACAAUGUCAGGCCAUCACACUCCCUCUGCCGGAGGUCCCUUCUCAGCACUCACUCCCAGCAUUUGGCCUCAGGAGAUCCUGGCAAAAUACACACAGAAAGAAGAAUCCAUCGAGCAGCCAGAGUUCCACUAUGAUGAAUUUGGUUUCCGAGUUGAUAAGGAAGAUGGUGCUGAGCCAAACUCCAGCAAGUUUCUGGGGGUCCCACUGGUGGAGGAGCCACAGCAGAGGCUCAAGUGGCAGGCUCAUCUGGAAUUCACACACAACCAUGACGUGGGCGACCUCACCUGGGACAAAAUUGAGGUCACCCUACCGCAUUCGGACAAGCUGCGCUCCCUGGUGCUAGCUGGCAUCCCACACAGCAUGAGGCCACAGCUGUGGAUGCGUCUGUCGGGGGCCUUGCAGAAGAAGAGGAAUUCAGAGAUGUCGUAUCGGGAUAUCGUGAAAAACAGCUCUAACGAUGAAACCAUUGCUGCCAAACAGAUUGAAAAGGACUUGCUCCGCACGAUGCCCAGCAACGCCUGCUUCUCCAACAUGAACAGUAUCGGGGUGCCGCGGCUACGCAGGAUACUACGGGGACUUGCCUGGCUCUACCCAGAGAUUGGAUAUUGCCAAGGCACUGGCAUGGUGGCUGCCUCUCUGCUGCUCUUCUUGGAGGAGGAAGAUGCCUUCUGGAUGAUGUGCGCUAUCAUCGAGGAACUGGUUCCUGCCUCCUACUUCAGCACCACCCUGAUGGGCGUGCAGACUGACCAGCGUGUCCUGCGACAGCUCAUUGUGCAGUACUUGCCCCGCCUGGACAAGCUGCUCCAGGAGCAUGACAUAGAGCUCUCCUUAAUCACCUUGCACUGGUUCCUCACCUCUUUCGCUAGUGUUGUCCACAUCAAGCUGCUGCUACGUAUUUGGGACCUCUUCUUCUACCAGGGCUCCCUGGUGCUGUUCCAGCUCACUUUGGGCAUGCUCAGUAUGAAGGAGGAUGAGCUAAUCCAGUCCGAGAACUCUGCCUCAAUCUUCAACACGCUCUCGGACAUCCCAAGUCAGAUUGAAGAUGCAGAUGUGUUGCUGCGGGAGGCCAUGCGCGUGGCUGGCUCACUGACAGAUGUGGCGGUGGAGACCCAGCGUCGCAAACACUUGGCCUACCUCAUUGCUGAUCAAGGGCAGCUGCUCAACUCCAGCACCACUGUCAACAAUUUAUCCAAAAUUGUGCGGCGCAGGACUCAGCGUAGGAAAUCUGGCAUCACCUCUUUGCUUUUCGGGGAUGAUGAUCUUGAGGCACUGAAGGCCAAGAACAUCAAGCAGACGGAGCUGGUGGCUGACCUGCGUGAGGCUAUUCUCCAGGUGGCACGGCACUUCCAGUGUGUGGAUCCCAAGAACUGCAGCAUUGAUCUGACUCCAGACUACAGCAUGGAGAGCCACCAGCGGGACCACGAGAACUAUGUGGCCUGUUCCCGCAACCGACGACGACGAGCAAAGGCACUACUGGACUUUGAGCGCCAUGAUGACGAUGAGCUGGGCUUCCGCAAGAAUGACAUCAUUACGAUCAUUUCCCAGAAGGAUGAGCACUGUUGGGUGGGAGAGCUGAAUGGACUGAGAGGUUGGUUUCCUGCAAAAUUUGUGGAGAUCUUGGAUGAGCGGAGUAAAGAGUACUCUAUUGCUGGAGAUGACUCAGUCACAGAAGGGGUGACGGACUUGGUGCGAGGGACACUCUGUCCAGCCUUGAAGUCCAUAUUUGAACAUGGACUGAAGAAGCCAUCUCUGCUGGGGGGGCCCUGCCAUCCCUGGCUGUUCAUUGAAGAGGCUGCAAGCCGGGAGGUGGAACGGGACUUUGACUCUGUGUAUUCUCGCCUUGUGCUCUGCAAGACUUACAGGCUUGAUGAAGAUGGCAAAGUCCUCACUCCGGAGGAGCUGCUUUACCGGGCGGUUCAGGCUGUGAACAUGACACACAACGCUGCACAUGCGCAGAUGGACGUGAAGCUUCGUUCCCUCAUCUGCGUUGGACUCAACGAGCAGGUGCUGCAUUUGUGGCUGGAGGUGCUGUGCUCAAGCCUGCAGACCGUGGAGAAGUGGUUCCACCCCUGGUCAUUCCUGCGCAGUCCCGGCUGGGUACAGAUCAAAUGUGAGCUUAGAGUCCUCUGCAAAUUUGCCUUCAGCCUCUCUCAGGACUGGGAGCUGCCAAUAAAGAGGGAGGAGAAGGAGAAGAAGCCGCUGAAGGAAGGGGUGCAGGACAUGCUGGUGAAGCACCAUCUCUUCAGCUGGGACAUAGAUGGGUGACCCCCACCCCGCCCCAUCCUUGGGGAACCUUCUCAGUGGCGCA